Messenger RNA from Cyphomyrmex costatus, 1044 nucleotides. RefSeq lists its product as uncharacterized. The transcript has 3 exons. Lineage: Eukaryota; Metazoa; Arthropoda; Insecta; Hymenoptera; Formicidae. The coding region runs from base 1 to 840 and encodes 279 amino acids. Gene Ontology annotation, cellular component: membrane. The record is from RefSeq and is a predicted model, not a curated record.
AUGCUUUGGAUAGACAGCAUCCCGGGAAUCGAUCGCCGGCGUCUACACGGCAUCUGCCUGGCGUUGGCAAUCUGCGCAUUUUUCAUCGUUGACACGAUCGACGCCGCCACGAACGAAAGUAAGGACACAUGGACCGGGUUCUCGACGUCAUGCACAUCGGAGGACUCGAAGAACGCGUCGGUUUCUUGUCACGGAGUGCGAAUUGUACGGAAGAUCGUCCAACAGCUCCUCGAGACCACCAGCAAGGAACGGGACAUACAACUGUUCGACGGAAUAUCUUUGGUUGAGGUGCCUGGCUCUUCCAGAAAGGCUAGAGUUUUGAAGGGCUUUGGAGGUCUCGGACCCUUCCUACAAUUUCUAGAAGGCAGAGAACUGAGAGUCAAGCUACCGUCUUUACUCCCACCGAAUAUUGAAACCGCUUUGAAGGAGAGUUUGCCUUCCGAAGCUGAAGCGAGAAAGGAGGGCGGUGGUUUUGGCGGUGGCGGCGGCGGCGGUGGCGGUUUUGGCGGCGGCAAAGGUGGUAAGAAGGGCGGUGGCGGCGGUCUCAUUUUAAUGAUGCUCAUGAUGGGUAAGAUGAUGGCUGCUAUGGGUUUCGGCGCAUUGGGUCUCCUAGCUAUGAAGGCGUUGAUGGUUUCGGCAAUGGCCUUGAUGCUGUCAUUGAUUGUAGCGGUGAAGAAACUAGCGGGUGGCGGCGAUGAUCACGGCGGCGGUCACCACGUCGUUUACGCGCAGGAAGUUGGCCAUCAUCAUCGCAAGAAGAGAUCAGUCGUAGACGUUGACUCCACACAGUUGCCUUACAGAGGAUACGCUCAUCUUUACGCUAACUUAGGACCAUCUUGAUGCUUUUAAUCGUUAAUUGCACCAACCUCGAGAUUGAAUUGAUUCUCCAGCUUCUCAACUCUCUUAUCGCUACUAAAGCGAACUUCUCAGAUAGAUACGGCUAGAUACGACUACGUUGACAACAGCACAUUGAUAUUACGCUCACGUAAUUUACAUUUCACUCACAUCAUCAUUGUCCUCUUAUUCAUCAUCACAUUCAUUUAA